AUGACUUUCAAGCUCAUUGGCAGGCGGUUUGGUAGUACCUGGGCUCAAUUGGCUGAAUGCUAUACAAAGUCCAGGCGAGCUUUACCUGACAAACUACCUCUAAUGGUUCAGAGAAACCAGCAAGUCAGAUGCGGUAUACUUGUUCCGUCUCUGGCAUCCGAACGCGGCUCCUCUUUUUUGAGCGCAUUGCUUGCCGACGUUUAUAGUUCAGAUCAGUACUGGUUCGAAGUGUUUUCGGGUAGGCAUUUGAAGCCUAUGACUAACUUAAUAAGAUAUGGGCCUGCCUUUGAUUUUCAGAUUAUUGGUAAAUUGAGAACUUUUACAUUGCCUUCUCCCUGGUUACAAGAACAUAACGUACAAUUCUUUGAAUCGGAAUAUUUGCAAGACUCACAAGACGGAUGCCACCUUUAUCUUAAUCUAAACCCUAAACCAGUCGCAAUUCCCUGGCCAUUGCUUCAAUUAACAGAUAUUGAAUCAACGUUUGUUAUGGGCAACCGUGAAGUCAAUAGUACUCUAGCUUUGGAAGGAAUACAGAAGUUCAUCAAUGACAAAUCUAGUGUUAAAAAUUACCUGUCUAGUCUUGAAACGUCUAACUUCUUGACUGUGAGUAAAGAGCUGGCCUUGAAACUCGACAAUAGGACGGAAAUUUUCCAGCAAUUAGGAAAGGCAGUUAUUAAAAAUAUCUAUCAGACUGACCCAAGCGUUGCCGAAUAUGAAAAGUUUAAGUGCAGUGAAAGAGAAGCGAUAGAGAAGAUCAAUGAAUGGGCAUUUGAGGCGCAUAAAGAAUUGCAACAACAUUUACGGCCCUUGUUAGAAUCUUUCGCCAAGAAUGAGCUGUCAAUCUUUAAAGUCUACGGAUUUUCGGAGAAUAAGCUUCAAUUGAAGCUUCGCGAAAUCUGUGACUUAUCAGAAAGCUCCAAAAUUGUCGACAAAUUGAAUCACACUCGAGGUAUCUUGUCACUGCCUUAUCAAGAUUCUAAGUUGGAUGAAAAAAGCCUGAUGCUCCAUCGAGCUCCUCUUCUUAAAAAAGAUAUUAAUAAUGCCAUUUAUAGGCAGUUCUUUACGUUGCAAUUGCCGCUCAUUCUCUGUUCCGUAUUGGGAGUCGUCUCUCAUCAAUUUUCUGCAUAUUCUAUGGGCUCUUUGGCCGCCUUUGGCAUAACUCUCGGGUUUAGCAAGGUUUUGAGUUAUUGGUCUUCAAUUUUACAGCACUAUGUUGAUGAUGUGGUUGAACAUACGCGAAUUAGAAUUGAGAAACAGAAAGGUGCUUUGAUUACCGAGUGGAAAGAGCAUACUCUGAAAGAAAGAAAAUCCUUGGAAUUCAAAAUCAAGGUAUUGAAUGACUUAUGCAAGUGA
Messenger RNA from Lachancea fermentati, 1353 nucleotides. Lineage: Eukaryota; Fungi; Ascomycota; Saccharomycetes; Saccharomycetales; Saccharomycetaceae. The record is from the annotation of a GenBank genome assembly.